ACUGAAGUUGAAAUGUUUGUGAUUAUGUUUCUCCCCCUUAGCUGGCUAGUGCUGCAGUUAACUGCUGCUGAACUAGAUUAUACCUCUCAGGGGCAGCGAAUGCAGUUGCAAGGUGAUUAUUCCUUCGCCGGACUGUUUGCUCUCCACUACACUAAUCAGCCACAUGAUGGUUUACCUGCUUUGGUACGCUGUGAUCAAGGUAGACCCAACAAACACGCAUUUCACCUGAUGCAAGCAAUGAGAUUCGCUGUGGAAGAAAUCAACAAUGGGACCAGUCCACAGCCUCUCUUACCAGGGGUGAAGAUUGGCUACCAGAUGUAUGACAUCUGCUCAAUCCCGGCCAGUGUCCUUGCCACACUGGACUUGCUUGAACAGGAGUACCAGAACACUCCCGUUGUGGAAGGGCACGCACACUUAAACUCCAGCAAAACUCAAAAAGCAGUGGCUGUAAUUGGACCGGACAGCAGCAGCAAGAGUUUCACCCCUGCUGCUUUACUGGGAGCCUAUCUAAUACCACAGAUCUCCUAUGAAGCAUCAAAUGAAAUGCUGAGCAACAAGAUCCUCUAUCCAGCCUUCUUCCGCACAAUCCCAAGUGACCGGAACCAGGUGGCAGCUAUGAUCCAGCUCCUGGUUCGAUUCAACUGGACUUGGGUCGCUCUCUUGGGCAGUGACAAUGAUUACGGACUGCAGGGCAUGCAGAGCCUGGCGGUGCAAGCACCACAACAUGGUAUCUGCAUCUCCUACCAAGGAGUCAUCCCAAGCGCAAAUGAUGACACAGUCCAGACCAUGAGGAACAUGGUGGAGAACAUAGUGAACACCCAAGUGAACACCAUUGUCGUGUUCUCCAGCAAGACAAAAUUCCAUGGCUUCCUCCCCUUUAUCUUGGAGAGGAACAUAAGGGGUAAGGUGUGGAUUGGAACGGAGGACUGGUCCCCUGCUACUCUUAUUUCAGGGAUGCCUGGGAUCCAGACUAUUGGCACGGUGAUUGGUGUGUCUGUUAAAAAUGCAGCCAUUCCUGGUUUUCAGGACUUUCAGAGAAAGGUAGUUGAGGUUUCAAUGAAGCACAUGGAGGAAGACUCGAAUGUUUCCCAAAGUAGUGACAACGACUGUCUGCAGAGCACAGACUUGUACAGCCUCGCCCGCCACAAUUACUCCAUGGAUAAAUAUGACAUCACCUCUUCCUUCAAUGUGUAUAAGGCGGUGUAUGCUUUGGCUCAUGCUCUUCAUCAGGCACUUGGUUGUGAUACUGGAGAGUGCAACAAGAGAAGUGUAACCCCACAAGAGCUUUUAUUGAAGCUUAAGCAGGUGCAGUUCUCUGUAGGCAAUUCAUCUGUGUACUUUGAUGUAAAUGGCGAUCCACCCACAGGAUAUGAUAUCAUUUCGUGGGUUUGGAGGGGGUCUGAGUGGUCUCUCAGAGUGGUGGGUUCCUUCACACCGGACCCCGUAACUCUAACUGUGGAUGCUGAUCAAAUCGAAUGGCACAACAACGGAGAGUCGGAAUCAACGUUGCUGUGGGUGCCUCCGUCUGUUUGUUCUCCACCGUGCCCAAGAGGCCACAAGAAGCUGCUGAAAGGGCAACACGCAUGUUGCUUCGACUGCCAGGCCUGUCCUGCUGCCACGUUCCUCAACAAAAGUGAUCUGACGGCCUGCCAGCCGUGUCUGCCGGAGGAGUGGGCUCCCCGGAGCAGCGAGCAGUGUCUGAACAGGACCGUGGUGUACCUGGCCUGGGACAACCCUCUCUCCAUUGCCCUGCUUUUCUCUUUAGCCAGCUGCCUCCUCUUGACCUCCAGCACUGCAAUAAUCCUCCUGCUGAACCUGAACACACCAGUGGGCAAGUCUGCUGGCGGCCGCACCUGCCUCCUGAUGUUGGCAGCCCUGACCGCCGCUGCCUUGAGCACUUUGUGCCAUUUUGGCAAGCCGUCUCUGCUGGCCUGCAUCCUCAAGCAGCCUGCAUUCACCAUCAGCUUCUCUGUGUGCCUGGCAUGCAUCGCUGUGCGCUCCCUCCAGGUUGUCUGCAUCUUUAAAUUUGCAUCCAAGCUGCCGCCGGUCUAUGACAAGUGGGUCAAAAAAAGUGGGCCUGAGAUCACUAUCUUUCUGGUGUCUGUCACCAUCUCGUUCAUUUCUGUGCUCCGCGUAUCGCUGGACACUCCACAGCCGUCACAGGAUCUGGAAUUCUACCCAGACAAAAUUGUGUUGGAGUGCAGUAAAACGCUCUCAGUGGGCUCAGGCAUUGAACUUGCCUAUGUAUCACUGCUCAGCAUGUUAUGCUUCUCCUUUAGUUACAUGGGUAAAGACUUGCCCGCCAAUUACAAUGAGGCCAAGUGUGUCACCUUCAGCCUCAUGGUGUACAUGAUCUCCUGGAUUAGCUUCUUCACCUUGUACCUCAUCAACAGAGAAACCUUCACCAUGGCUGCACAGGUGUUUGCCACACUGCUCAGUGUUCUGGCCUUCCUUGCAGGAUACUUCCUUCCCAAAAUGUAUAUCAUUGUCUUGAAGCCACAAAUGAACACGACUGCACAUUUCCAGAACUGCAUUCAAAUGUACAUCAUGAACAAAUAA
Molecule: messenger RNA, 2559 nt
Organism: Cololabis saira (Pacific saury)
Lineage: Eukaryota; Metazoa; Chordata; Actinopteri; Beloniformes; Belonidae
Product: taste receptor type 1 member 1
Exons: 6
Coding region: 13-2559 (848 amino acids)
Biological process (GO): G protein-coupled receptor signaling pathway
Cellular component (GO): membrane
Molecular function (GO): G protein-coupled receptor activity
Source: RefSeq, a predicted model, not a curated record